AUGCUCUUAUCUAACCAGCAUGUGGCAUUUCAUCGACCAGAGGAUGGCAGCAGCACAAGUAAGAACGAAACUUUCAUUGACGUUCACGCUCCAGCAAAAACAUACUAUACUACUGGAAAUAAUGCUGGAUCUAACAUCAACAGAUUGAGAACGUUUUCCGGACAACAUCAUUCUACCAUAGAUACCCAAUCAUAUACACCGCGUAGAAGACGAGGAUCAACUGACGAUAAGAGCAAAGCUCGCAAAUUUCUCAUUGAUGUGAAAGAAACACAGCGCUUUUUAGUUGAACAAGAAGAUACGGAUGGUGAUUUCCAAAUAACAGUAAAUGACCUGGGCCCCAAAUCAUUUUUACUGGGCAGUGCAGACUCUGGGGGCUUUCGUAAAAUUGACAUCCGUGGCACCUACAUGCUCUCCAACUUAUUACAAGAGCUUGCACUUGCUACUGACUGUAACCGAAAUUAUAUUAUUUUGGAUGAAGCGCGUUUGAACGAAAACCCUGUGGACAGAUUAUCCCGCAUGAUCAAACAUCAAUUUUGGGACGGCCUGACAAGACGCAUUGAUGCAGAAGGCUUGGAAAGAAUCUGUAUGGAUCCCAAGAAUCGAACGGCUGAUCACCAACCAAGAAUUUACGUGCCCUUUGAUGAGGAAGAAGUCUAUCGCUAUUACGAAAAGGUGGCCAAAGUAGAAAAACCUCAUCUGGGAUUAGAAGUGGAACGAUUACCUCAACAUAUUACGCCAGAAUAUGUGCAAAGUAUUAAUGACAAGCCCGGUAUUCUAGCAUUGGCGUUAAAGAAAAAAACAAAGAAGGUCUAUGACGGCAAUACAUCGUCCAUCACAACCACUUUUGAGGGCGUUCCUUUUGUUGUGCCCGGUGGCCGGUUUAAUGAGAUGUACGGUUGGGAUUCUUAUUUCGAGGCUCUCGGACUACUCAUUGAUGAGCGCGUUGAUUUGGCUGAGGGAAUGGUAGAGAACUUUGCUUACGAGAUCAAGCAUUAUGGCAAGAUACUCAAUGCGAAUCGGUCGUACUACUUGUCGCGAUCUCAACCGCCUUUCCUGACGGAUAUGGCCAGACAAGUGUACCUGAAGAAGGUGGAGAAACAGCACACAAGCGACAUAGAGAAUCAUAAAGCUUGGUUGCGUCGUAUGUUGCAGGCUGCUAUGAAAGAAUAUCAUACUGUUUGGAUGGCAGCUCCUCGCUAUGAUACCAAAACUGGGCUUUCUCGUUUCCGUCCUGCUGGCAAGGGCAUUCCUCCUGAAACAGAGGCUUCUCAUUUCGAUCACGUCAUUCAACCCUAUGCUCAAAAAGCGGGUGUGAGCAUCCAAGAACUCAUGAAACAGUAUAAUGAGGGCAACUAUGUUUCACCUGAACUCGAUGAAUACUUUUUGCACGACCGUGCUGUACGUGAGUCCGGCCAUGACACCACUUAUCGCUAUGAAGGAAGGUGCGCUAACCUAGCCACUAUUGAUCUGAAUGCCCUUUUGUAUAAAUAUGAAAUGGAUAUUGCUGAAAUGAUUAACGAACAUCUCGAUGGCGUUUUAGUUGAUUACGACAAUCAACGUCAGGAUGCCAAAGUAUGGUAUGAACGCGCUCAACAACGUAAAGAACGUAUCAACCUAUACUUAUGGAAUGAAGAGAAGGGCAUGUAUUUCGAUUACGAUACCGUAAAGAAGGAGCAGAGCGAAUAUGAAUCAGUGACAACAUUUUGGGCAAUGUGGGCUAAGCUUGCUAGUCAUGAACAGGCAGCUAAGAUGGCCGAGUCAGCAUUGCCGAAAUUUGAAGUGAUGGGUGGGUUAGUGUCUGGCACCAUUGAGUCGAGAGGCAUUAUUAGUAUAGAUAGACCUAAUCGCCAAUGGGAUUUUCCAUUUGGCUGGGCUCCGCACCAAAUUUUGGCUUGGAAAGCAUUUGAGAACUAUGGGAAGAUCGAUAUUCAAAGAAGGCUGACUUAUCGAUGGUUGUACAUAAUAACAAAAUCGUUUGUUGAUUUCAAUGGUGUCGUCCCUGAAAAAUACGAUGUCGUCAGUCUUACACACAAGGUCCAGGUGGAGUACGGUAACGUUGGUACCGAUUUCAAAUAUGUUCCUCGCGAAGGCUUUGGAUGGAUGAACGCAUCUUAUCAAAUUGGCUUGAGUAUCAUUACCACACAGAUGAGACGCGCCUUAGGUACUUGUACUAGUCCUGAUGCCUUUUUCCAGCGAUUGUCAACAAUAAACAAGUCGGAGCCAGACCAGCAACAACAAGCGAAAGAGGCAAAGGAAAUCACGCAAAAUGGGUAUGAUACAGCUGCUAUUACUACAGUGGUUGCAACACCAACAACUGCUGUACAAGAUCGUAUCCAAUCCUCAGUGUCUUCCAGCGUACAGACACCCGCAUUAUCUCAUGAAAAUAGCACCAGCGAUCUUAGUGUAUUAAAUAAUGAAGUUGAAGUGGAAGCUGAAGAAGAAGAGGAGGCUCUGAAAACGCCAAAAGAAGCGUUCGCUGAAGAAGGGGAAGCUACAACAGGUUAUUUUUUCACAGGAUAG
Molecule: messenger RNA, 2520 nt
Organism: Mycotypha africana
Lineage: Eukaryota; Fungi; Mucoromycota; Mucoromycetes; Mucorales; Mycotyphaceae
Product: neutral trehalase
Exons: 4
Coding region: 1-2520 (839 amino acids)
Biological process (GO): trehalose catabolic process
Cellular component (GO): cytoplasm
Molecular function (GO): calcium ion binding; alpha,alpha-trehalase activity
Source: RefSeq, a predicted model, not a curated record